AUGGCCGGCUUCGCCUUGCUGCAGCGGCGCCGGCUGCGGCUGAGGGCGAAGGCUCGGGCCCUUGAGUCGAAGUUGGAAAGAUCUUCCUUGUCCGACUCCCAUGCCGCAAGCUACGCUACGAGCCUGUCGACAGCCUCGGAGAAUUCGGACUCCUCUCUCAAGGCUCUCCAGGCAGAUGUCGAGCAGCUUCGAGAGGACUACGGCACACUGUGCGACUGCCUCCGGGCGAAAGGCGUGCUGACCAACGAGGACCUUGUGGAACAAGGCUCACGUAGACUGCAAGCCGCAGCCUUUCAGAGCCUCUGUCGAAGCCCUGCAGCUGUGCGUGUGGUCGCAGAGGCUCUGGGACCUGCGGUCGCGACUUUGUCGGCCGCUUCUCCAUGUGCCGCCUCGGCUUGCCGGUCCACCUUCCUCAUGGAGCCCGCUGAGCAUGAGAAGCCUCAGGAGCUGCCCCAUCGUGAGGACGAGGAGGCCCCGACUCCGGCCAGGCGAAGCGCUACCGUAACGGCGGAGGCCUUGGAGAAGGUCCCGGGGACCACGGCCGUAUCGAGCAAGUCGGCUCUUUCUAGCAGGCUUCUGGCGCAUCUCAUCGGGGUGAUGUGGCGCGCGGAGGAGCGAGAGCGACCCGCCAGCAUUGCUCUUCACCUGAAAGAGGUGGUCCGAAAUCUAGGCCACCUCGCGGGUGCAACGACGGCCUUCAAGCUGUCGGAGCUGUGUCGCUGCACCGCUGAUGCGCCGAUGGCCCAGACUGUUGCUUUGCAUGAGCCGGCCACCACAAGCUCAGACGCCCCUCGUGCCCCUCGCCGUUUCUCAGCCAUGGCCCUGCCGAUGAAGACCGCCAUGAAAAAGGCAAUGAAGGGCAGCGCCAUGAAGGCCAAGUCCAUGAAGGCCAAGGCAAUGAAGGCCAUGAAGAGGAAGGCAAUCAGCAAGAUUGCCCAGGGCAAGCGGGCUAAACUUGCCGUGUUCAAGGGCAGCAAGGAGAAGACCUACACUGGCCUCCGCAAGACGGACCUGAUGAAAAGCAAGAGCGGCCGGAUUGUCAGCAAGAAGCAGCACGCCAAGGGCAAGGCCCUGUUCCAGCAGUUCGCAAAGAAAUGGGUUGAGGCGGUCAUCACGGCGAGGAAGGAACUCGGCCUGAAGGGAUUCUGCGCGGUUGGCGGCAAGAGCGCCCAGGGAAAGGCGCUCUAUGCCAAGGCGAAGGCGAUUUACGCAGCUUAA
Symbiodinium sp. CCMP2592 is the source of this 1218-nucleotide messenger RNA. NCBI's taxonomy places the organism in Eukaryota, Dinophyceae, Suessiales, Symbiodiniaceae. The record is from the annotation of a GenBank genome assembly.